AAAAUAUGGGAAUGAAGCCAAAUAGUAAAACACCCGACCCUUAAAAAAACUUAUCGAUUUAAGUAGUACCAAUUUUUGGGCGUUGUGGGGUGUGAAUACACUUUCCCACACGUAACCAGACUCCCGAAUCCAAAUUUCUAAAAUUUCGCUGACAAAAUAUCGGUUUCGACCCUAAGGUCGAGACCGAACCAAAAGGUCUUUGAUCCACCACAACUAAGAUCGAUGGCAACUCCGAGCAUUAUGCGUUGGAUCCCCCGAUCUCGAGGGGCGGUUGCGACAAUAGCCAUGUGAGUUUUGAGCAGAUCGUUUUAUUCUUGUGUGCUUAUAUCCCUCUUACCAUGGCGAGUAACAUCACAAUUGUCACUAGUGAGUAUGAUGAAUGCAUAGGAUUAGUCCACGCCCAAAUGUUGAUUGUCCCAAAAUGAUUUAUCCACUAGUUAACCCCUUUGAGCCUUGUGACUGCGGGGGUCGUUCUCAUGUUAGGAGCUUGUUGUUCGUGAGCUUAAUGGUGUUGAUAGAACGACCCCUAUCCUUUUUUCGUUUCUAUACAUGUGUCGUCCUUGUGUCCCGGAGCUCUCGCUUUGGAGCUCCAUUGAGGUUCUACAUAGGAGGAUUUUGUGCGGUUCUUGCUAGAAACGAAAGUGAAAGGGAGAGUAGUGUUGGGGUGAGUUCUUAAAAAGAGAGUAUUGAUCGUUACAAGUAAAGUGGCAAGUGUUUUUCUCUCUAGUACCCUCCCAUCAAAAAGAAAAAGAAAGAGAAAGGAAGAAAAAGGAAACGAAAAAGAGGUGAUAAAACAUGGUAAAUAAAGUAGAGAGUGCCACAAAGAAUCAAAGAGUAUGCUUUAGGAGAGGUUUCUUGGCACUCAAGCCAUUGAAACCUCCACAUUGCCUUAGAACUCCUUCACUACCAAGGUGAAAAGUGAUAGCAAGAGUAGACCGAGGAAGAGCGCCUAAAGGAAGUUCAUGGUGGGUGAUAGUUUUGAGGAAGAAGCAAGGUUUUUGGUCGAUGCCGGUGGCCAUUGUUUGUAGGGAAGGUUCUUGAUCGAAACCAUAGAACCUUCGGGUUUAGGGUGAAGAUGUAGGACCUCAUGAUGUGUUUGCCACCACCCAAAAGGAUUUUCCCCAUGUCCAAGACCAUUACCAGUCAUUUGAAGCCGUGUCUAAGACCUCCGGACAAGCUAGUGAUGACAACAAUUCCGUGAACUCUAGCAUUUAGAGGUUGCCGCCGUGGGGUUGAGACGAUAGGGCUGAGUGUUGAUGAUUGUGAAAUUUUUUUGCACCAAAAGGUCUCGACCCAACUGAUCAAGAGAGUGAGUGAUUCAUUCUUAUUUUGCAUGUCAUAUCAUACCCCGGUGAGGACCUUUGUUGCCCAUCCGUUUGUUCCUUUGACUUGAACUCUAUGCAUGCCUAGUUGUAUUUGAUGAGUGAUCUUGUUGAGACAAGUUGAGAACUUUUCAUUCCCCCUUUUAUAGUAGCCUCGAAUGUCGUUUGUGGUGGAUGUCGGUAUUGCUUGCAACGGUCCUUGUGUUAAUUACCAAUAGCCACUUGAGAUUCGCCACUUUGUGCCCUUUGAUUUAUCCCCAAAGCAUUUUGUUAGGUUGAGAGAUUACCUUGUGUGAAAUGGUUUGCUUGGGGACAAGCAAACGUCUAAGUGUGGGGGAGUGAUUCGGGCCUAAUUCUACAACUUUUACCGCCGUUUCCACAUGACGUUUGUGACAUUUGAAAUCCUAAAAGGUUGGUUUUACGCUAGGUUUCUUGUGUUUCAGUGUGUUUAAGAUCCUAACAGGUGAAACCAACCCAGGAGUCGAAAUUUGGAAGAAAUGGAUCGAAGGACGGGCAAAGGAGGAAUCAGCUGCACUUCACAGCCUGACAUUGGAGUUCACGGUCUUUAAGGUCAUGAAAUAGAGCUACAAACCGUGAACAACGAGGUGUCCAGGAGGGUUCUACAAGUUACUGACGACCGGGUAGACCGUGAACUUCGAGUGAAGACCGUGAACCUAGAGAGUGAAAUACUGCGUUUGUUGACGACACUGAGUUCACGGACGCAUUUAGGUGUUCACGGACGUGAACUGAAAUACCGUGAACUCAGCUCAAUCUGGGUUUAAGUGUGAAGCUGAAAGGAAGAAGAAAGGGGAGAGAGACCUAGAGUUUCAGAUUUUAGAGUGAGAAAGUGACGAACCAAGGAAGAGGAAAAGCUAGGGUUUGAUCUCCAAGCAAGGAUUUGGGAUUUCUACAGCACAAGGAGCAAGGCUUACAUCUUCAUGAUAAUUUUCCUUUCCCUCUUUUGUGUUUUCCCUUCUCUUAGCAUGAAGUAGUCCAUUUCUUUCACUUGGGUGUUUGUAAACCCUAGUUUCAAUUAUGUAAACACUUGUAUGAAUUGAAUGAUUUGUGUGUGGAUGUGUUUUAAUGUGAAUGUGGAGGUAUUAUUCAUAAAUGAUUGUGUUGUGUGAAAACCUAUCAAUCUAAUUGCCAUUCUAACCUGGUUGAGAGAGAACCUCCUUAGCUUAGGAGACUGUUUUAGAGUUGGGGUUUCCUUGGGAAUUCUAUGCCUCCUAUUCUAUGUUAGAUAAAGGAAAACCCUCCUAAUUUGUAUUAAGCACUUAGUGUUUGGUUGUGUGUGGCCAUCUGAACUCCAAUUGAAAGGUGGAGUCUAACCACUCCUUAGACGAUAAGUUAAGAGGGUCACGUUAGUGGCUUGGAUCGCAUCCUAUUCCUCAACCUAGGGUCUAAGAGGGUAACUUCGGUUGCUUGUUAGACUCCCCUGCGGUACAUGACCCCCCUAACCACACACGGUCGUUCAAGUCAUCGAGUCAUAAUUUUUAGCUUGGGGGAGCAACACCCGGGUGAAGCUUUCUCAACUGGAGUCAAAUCCAUUUUACCUUUGCAAAGUAAUUUAGUUUUAAACCUUUGUUUUCACCAAAAUUGAUUCGCUAGAUAAUGUUUCAAAGUGUCAAAGUAGCGGUACAUGGACCGGCCCUGGUCGAUAUUUAAACAUACUUGGCAUGUAUUGCACCCAUCUAAGGUUUAUACUUGGACCUUAGGUGAGAUUUUAUUGUGAUAGUCAGGUAGUGAGUCAAGACGGUCACCAUAGUUGAUAAGACCAUGGAGGGGUCAACGGAUACUAUCACAUGUGGCAGAUGACAUGGCGCCAACAAGGUGACAACAUGGAGGUUGCACAUGUGGUGUGUAUGAAAGACUAGUAACAUAGAGAUGCUCCUAGGAUUCUACACCUAAAUGAGAGAUUAAUGGUGCACUUAUGAGUCACAUAAUGGGUGACAUUUAUAGAGUGCAUAAUAGGGGGACUUAAUGGGUGUAUUGAUGUAUAGGGACAUUAUGAGGGACAUUGAUGCCUUGUAUGAGGAGAGGCCUAUAUAAGGAGCCAUCUCCCUCACUUGUAACUCAUUCCAUCAUUUUUUAGAGUAAUACACACUAGAGAGUUCUCUCAUCUUCUUUGUCUUGUUCUUGCUUUCUUCACUUGCUUGUGAGUUUGAGAGAAGGCUUCUUAGUUCUCUAACAGAAUUGAGAGAGAAGGUCGCACGACCGAGAGUAAGGCCAUGACAAGUAGUAUCAAAGCCCGGUUUGGCUCAGUGCUAGCAAGGCAGAAGUAAUAGCCAAAAGAAAAGGAAGAGUCUCACCAAAAAUGUCAGGAUCAGAUGGUGGCGUCACUGAUACUGAGAAGCAACGUGGAAGAGAUCCCAAUAAAAGCUCGAGGCCAAAAGGUACGUCGAGCACUCGUGAUCCUUUGACGUCUCUAGAGAAGCGAGUCUCUAGAAUGGAGGUGAAGCUUUCCGAAGAUGUCCUCACCAUCGAGGAUUUGGGAACUAACUUCGCCCAAGUCCAAAUGGAUGUUCAAGGAAUGAAUGCUCGGUUGUCGAGCUUGGAGAUCGGGCAUGAUGGGCUGCGAGAAAAGCUUGUGGCCCUCAUCAACAACACCAUCUCCGAGUCCAUGAGCAACACAAUUGAAGUUGUGAAAGAGCGUGCCCAGGCUGAGCUGGUCGGCGUGAAGGAGGAAAUUGCAUACCUCAAGAGUGAGGUCACUCUCGUGAAGAGGGUCAUAGUUAGCGGACCAGCCACGGUGCAAUCCGUCCCACGUGCUAACGUUCCAAGACCGAAGAACUUUGGAGGUUCAAGGAACGUGAGGGAGUUAGAGAUCUUUCUUUGGAGUCUUGAAUAGUAUUUCAAGGCAUCCGACAUCAAAGAGGAUGAGGUAAAACUUUGUAUCACUCCACUUUACUUUGUCGAUAUUGCUAUGGUGUGGUGGAGGCGACGUGAAGCAAACGUCGAGAAGGGUAGUGUGAUGGUAACGUGAGAUGAUUUCAAGAGAGAAAUCAAGAGGCAUUUCUAUC
Linum trigynum is the source of this 4345-nucleotide messenger RNA. The record is from the annotation of a GenBank genome assembly. Lineage: Eukaryota; Viridiplantae; Streptophyta; Magnoliopsida; Malpighiales; Linaceae.